Mytilus trossulus (common blue mussel) is the source of this 1154-nucleotide messenger RNA. Its product is annotated as trichohyalin-like. The record is from RefSeq and is a predicted model, not a curated record. The coding region runs from base 44 to 1114 and encodes 356 amino acids. The transcript is spliced from 3 exons. Lineage: Eukaryota; Metazoa; Mollusca; Bivalvia; Mytilida; Mytilidae.
GAUCUGCAAACAUAGAUGUCGAGUUCUGUGUAGUCAAACAAUUAUGGCUUCCGUUGGCUAUAGGGAGAAUUUAUUUUUCAACCUUACAGAAGAGGAAAAGGAAGAGUUCACGUGUUCAAUAUGUUGUCACAUCUUACGGCAGCCUCAUGAGUGUCAAAAUGGCCACCAGUUUUGUCAUUUCUGUAUUACAAGAUGGAGUCACCACGCUUCGCAUGGUUCCUGUCCAAUGUGCCGAGUGGAUGGACUUUACCGCGAGAAUGUCGAGUUAGAAGAUCGUAUAAACCAGAAAAUUGUACGAUGCGAAUGGAAAAAAUGUUUUUGGACUGGGCCGCUGGCGAACUUGGAAACACAUUUGCAUACUGUUUAUGUGGAAAGGAGUAAAAGAGAUGCAUAUCGUAGUUUGGGAAUGGAUACGAAUCGAUCUCGGCAAAGUGAACGGUCACGAAAAACUGAGCAAUCAAUCAUGAAUCAAAACACUGCCUUGUCACAAAAUAUUCAGAAACUUGAUUUACAAAGUCAUGCUAAGUUCGAGAAAAUAUACAAACGUAUCAUAGAAGAUGAAUGGCAAAAGUUGAAAAAAGGAGAAAAUAUCAAGCGCCGUUUUAUGAAAUUAAAAAGUCACAUUGAAGAAGAAGACAUGCGCAUGAUUCAUAGAAUCAAAGAAGUAGAGAUGAGGAAACUUAAAGAAAUAGAAAACAAUAAACGAAGAGUUCAAAGUCUAGAUUUAACUAAAGAAAAAUUCAGAGAUACUUCUCUGAGAAGAUCACUUCGAAAAGAUAAAGAAAUCAAAGAUGAAAAUAUUUUACAAAAGCAUCGGAUAGAAAAUAUGCUGAAGAGAAGAAAAUCGGAAAAAGAAAAGAGUGAAGAAAAAUUGAAAGAAAUAGAAAGAGUAAAAUCGGAACGUAGUGAAAAUUUUCAACGCCGACUUGAAAGGGAAGAACGUGAAUGGAAAGAAAAACUAGCAGAUUUAUUGAGAAAGAUCAGAGAGACAGAAAAAAAGAAGAACGAAGAAAUAAAAACCAUGCAAACAGAAAUACAAAGUGAAAGAAGUAGAGAUAAAGAGAAAGGAUAUACACACAAGAAUAUUUCUUUUUACAAUGUUUACAGAAAAUGAAAAACAAAGAAAUUUGAAGAUGUUCUUCAUCUUUGACGAA